AUGACCCAGACCCUCGACACAAAAGAGGAUCCUCUUAACCUGGGCGGCGGCUGGGCAUCCUCUGCCCCGUUACGCACCUGGUCGUCCGGCCCCCGAAGGCGCAGGGGCGCUCCCAUUUACAGGCGGCGGCCUCGCUACGGCCCCAAGGCCGAAUACGAGCCCCCGAGGAACCAGCCGAAGCAGCAAUACGGUCCAGGCCCUUGGUUCCAACCACCCCAGCGUCCCUACUGGGCCGUGUAUUCUAACUGGGGGCGCUGGAGAGGGCCCUGGUGCCCACCUCCGGCGGGAUUCAGGAAGCCCCCGGGCCGGGUGCAAGUGAUCCGGGUGUACGGCCUGCAUCCGCUCUGCAUUUGCUGCUGCUCCUGCUGCCAUGGGCCCUGGAGCCCCAGCUGGGCGAGGCCCCCGGGCAGAAAGAAGCGCUGGGGUCGCCGGGGCCGCGGCCUGCGCCGUCACCCUCGCCGCUCCGCCCAGAGGAGCCCUCCGGUGGAUCUGAGCACGCUGCUGCGGCCGGUCAACCUGUACGGCUGGCGCGCCCCCGGCAUGCGGGCGCCGCGCAACACCACGCAGUUCAUCAUGAACCAGAUCUACGAGGACAUGCGGCAGCAGGAGAAGCUAGAGCGCCAGCAGGAGGCGCUGCGGGCGCAGCAGGCCCAGGCGGGCGGCACAGCCUCCCCGGAGGGCGCCUUCGGAAACGACGCGCCCCCUAGCGGUGGCCAGGAAGACGGGGCGCUGCAAGAUACUCUGUACAGCUUCGUGCAGAAUCCCUCUCUCGUCUCCAGUCCUGACCCAGACGAGGAAAAGCAGACGGCCACCUCACAGCUGGUGGAGGGAGAGGAAGGGGAGAGAGAGGAGGGGGAGGAGUGGUGUGACGAGGAGGAGUGUGACGGCAAGGAGUUGGAGAGCCAGGAGGAGGACGAAGAGUCAGAGGCCAAAGAUGAGGAGGAGGGCGAAGAGGCUGAUUAUAUGGAGGAGGGGGAGGAGGAAGAUGAGGAGAAUGAAGCGGAGGAGACCGCAGAGGAAGAAGAGGGGCUGGUGGAGGAUGAGCAGAUGGAGGAAGAGAAUCAUUUGCCCCUGGAUAUGCCUUUAUCAUUCCUAAUGGGGGCUGAAGAAGAGAGAGAGAACUUUAUGAACUGUGCGUAUUUAAGCCCCAAACAGAGAAUUCCCAAAGUGGCACAGGAAGCUCUCUUCAUGGUACAGGACAUUAACUGUUGA
Budorcas taxicolor (takin) is the source of this 1212-nucleotide messenger RNA. RefSeq names its product coiled-coil glutamate rich protein 1 (gene CCER1). The coding region runs from base 1 to 1212 and encodes 403 amino acids. The transcript has a single exon. The record is from RefSeq and is a predicted model, not a curated record. NCBI's taxonomy places the organism in Eukaryota, Metazoa, Chordata, Mammalia, Artiodactyla, Bovidae.